Molecule: messenger RNA, 609 nt
Organism: Alligator sinensis (Chinese alligator)
Lineage: Eukaryota; Metazoa; Chordata; Crocodylia; Alligatoridae
Product: pulmonary surfactant-associated protein A-like
Exons: 2
Coding region: 1-492 (163 amino acids)
Source: RefSeq, a predicted model, not a curated record
AUGAUGCUGUCACCUCAGUUGUUUCAUGUAACCACAGCACUCACCCUGUUGCUGGUGACAUCCUACGCUGAAAAAGAGUACAUAGGAAUUUGUGGGAAAGGAAACCAAGGAAAAAAAGCCAUUAUUUUGACUAAACAGCUAAUAGAAUAUGGAGGGAAAUUGUUUGCUACCAAUGGGAAAUCAGCUGAUUUUGAAACCAUAUUUAACAUGUGCAAAAAUGCUGGAGGCUUCAUUGCAUCCCCCAAGAACAAGGGGGAAAAUAAUGCCAUUUUGGAGUUUGUGAGACAUUUUAACCCAUAUGCAUAUUUGGGAAUAAAGGAGAGUCUGAGUCCAGGUGAAUUCCUUUACCUUGAUGGCACAGAGCUGUCUUAUACAAAUUGGUACCCAGGUGAACCCUCUGAUAGAAGGACAGAAGCUUGUGCAGAGAUGUACAUUGAUGGCACCUGGAAUGACAAAAAAAUGCAAUUACCAUCUCCUGUCUGUGAAUUUUAAUUCCUUCUUCUCCUUUUACUUUUGCAUUGCUAACAAUUCUCACGUUCCUUGAAUUCUUUCACCCACAAACAGGAACCUGUUCUUUCUGCACUGUAGUUAGUGAAUUUUGUGAUUAUU